Messenger RNA from Sphaeramia orbicularis (orbiculate cardinalfish), 1913 nucleotides. RefSeq names its product ectonucleoside triphosphate diphosphohydrolase 3 (gene entpd3). Gene Ontology annotation, molecular function: ribonucleoside triphosphate phosphatase activity; UDP phosphatase activity; GDP phosphatase activity. Gene Ontology annotation, cellular component: plasma membrane. Gene Ontology annotation, biological process: nucleoside diphosphate catabolic process. The record is from RefSeq and is a predicted model, not a curated record. NCBI's taxonomy places the organism in Eukaryota, Metazoa, Chordata, Actinopteri, Kurtiformes, Apogonidae.
CUAGACUCCUGCUCCUGUGGGCCAGUCAUUCUUGACAUCUCUCCCACUUGCAGCACACUCCCUUGUUCUUUUUCAUUCCGUUGCUUCUCCCCUGUUUCCUGCUGUGUUUCUUCAUCCCUUAUCCCACUCCCACUAGGAUCUGCAAAAAAAAAACAAAAACAGCUUUGCAAGGAAAUGGCUUCUAAAGGACAAGUGGGCUACAAGUGUCGCAUAGCAGCAGUGUUCCUUCUGCUCUUGGCCAGUAUCGCUGCUCUUGUCGCCGUCGCCGUCAUCCAGGAUGCCUGGGCCUUAAAAACCUACACUCCACAGUACGGCAUAGUCAUAGAUUCAGGUUCAUCUCGAUCAAAUGUGUUCCUAUAUGAGUGGCCAGGAGAGAAGGAGAAUGAAACAGGAGUGGUGUCAGAGUUAAUGAACUGUAGAGUUGCUGGUGAUGGUAUUUCAGAGAUGAAAACUGACCCGGAGAAAGAUGCUGCAUCGUGGGAGGGUUUCAAAACCUGCAUGGACAAUAUCACUGAAAAAAUUCCUGCUGAAAAACACAAAAGCACUCCUCUUUUUCUUGGAGCUACAGCUGGGAUGAGACUGCUACAGGAAAAGGAUGAAAAUAGGUCCAAAGAAAUCAUGACCAGUCUGAGGGAAUAUCUAGGUUCUCUACCCUUCGCCUUCCAAGAUGCCUCCAUUAUCACCGGUCAGGUGUACGGGUGGAUCACCGUCAACUACCUCAUGGGAAACUUUCUGACGAGAAAUCUGUGGAAUAAAUACAUCCACCCAGACGGAGCAAAGACAGUUGGAUCCAUGGAUCUUGGCGGGGCGUCGACUCAGAUUGCCUUUGCAGUCAAUGAGGAUCUCAUUGGUCCAGAUUACAUGGAAGUCAAGUUAUACGGAUACCCCUACAAUGUCUACACACACAGCUUCCUCUGCUAUGGCAAAAAUGAAGCUGAGAAGAGGGUCCUGGCUAAGGUUGUUGAGGCUGCACCCAACCCAAACCGUAUCAUGAACCCCUGCUAUCCAACGGGUUUUAACGUCACCAUGAAGGCUUCAUCCAUUUAUGACACAACAUGCACGACGAAGCCGAAAAACUACAACCCAGACCAAGAGCUCUUCAUGGAGGGAGAAGGCAGCUCGGAAAAGUGUGAAAGGAUAGUGAAGUCUAUAUUUGAUUUCGACACCUGUUCUGCAACCCAGUGUUCUUUCGAUGGGGUUGAGCAGCCACCGGUGGUUGGAGAUUUUAUGGCAUAUGCAGGUUUCUUCUACACUAACAGGGCUAUGCAAAUAGAAGGCCCACCGGAUCUUGAUAAAUUCAACGCCUCAAUAACGAAAUUUUGUGAAACAGAAUGGACACAGCUGAAGGCCCAAAAGACGUGGAUCUCUGAUAGAUACCUCAAGACUUAUUGCUAUUCAGGUCACUACGUUUUCACUUUGCUGGCGGACGGAUACAAGUUUGACCACGAAACCUGGAAAAACAUAGCAUUUGAAAAAGAGGUAAAGAAUACCAGCAUAGGUUGGAGUUUAGGCUACAUGCUGAGUAUGUCCAACAUGAUCCCAUCUGAUGUGACAGAGAUCCCCCCCAUGACAAACCCCACCUUCGCUGGGUUAAUCUUUCUAUUCUCAGCUCUAACCAUUAUCACAGUUGUGUGCGUGUUCAUCAUCCUCAUUCGCACAUGCUACUGAGAGUAUCAUACCGUAUGUACGAAGGAAAUGAGCAGCCACUGAAGGCGUGAGAGAUCGCAGAGUGUCAUGGUAGCAUGUGCUAAAGCUUCUGUCUGUGAUAUAAGUAUAAAAACACACGUUCUGAAGAAGUGAAUUUGUGCCUCAGGGAAACUCAAGUAAAGUGAUUCUUCUGUAUUAAGUUGUCUUUCCAUGAGCUGCAACUGGGAUUUUUUUUUCUACUUUUUUUUUUUUUUUUGUUAACAGGG